Molecule: messenger RNA, 2088 nt
Organism: Kuraishia capsulata CBS 1993
Lineage: Eukaryota; Fungi; Ascomycota; Pichiomycetes; Pichiales; Pichiaceae
Exons: 1
Coding region: 1-2088 (695 amino acids)
Source: RefSeq, a predicted model, not a curated record
AUGGAAAGUUCUGAUGGACUUCAGCUGACGCUGGACCAUUUUAAGAGCAAUCUUGCCAACUUGAAGCUGGCUAUUCAGUUCUGCAGAUUUGAAAAGAAACAGCUUGAAGAGCUGCUGACGACUUUGGAGAGAUAUCGUGAAGACAACUUGCAACUGCAGAUCCAAAAUCAUGACGAUUUACAGGCGAGAUCGGUGGGUUCUAUCAAUUCGCCAAAUCAGUUAACCAGCAUAUACGAAGGACAAAGGGUGGUUCUUUUGAAGUUGCUUCAGAAUGUCGAUCUAAAGAUCGAAUCUUUGGAGAAGGAAUACAACGACAAGGAGGAAAGUGGUGGUAAGAUCAUGGAUCUGUUGCAGUCGUUGCAAAACUUUGAUAUGGAUCAUUUGAGCCAGGAUGAUCAAACAAUGGAGAUCAGAGAAGAAUUGGACGACGAUGACAAUGUGGUUUCAUCAAAAGUGGAACCAUAUAGUCCAGGUCAUAAUGAACAAGGUCUCCCUUUCAUGAAUAUACAGGAGACUUUGGAGCCUGAAAUUGCUACUGCUGAACCUGAACAAGCCCAAACGACGUCGACUCGUUCUGCUGAAGAUUCUGCUUUGAAAGGAGCUGAUUCUGACGAAGAGGUGGAUGAGAUUGAGGAGUUGCUCAAAGACAUGGGUUUAACCCGUAAGACAGAAGAUUCAAAUGCUUCGGCGAUAUCUGAAAUUUCAGAGUCACACGAUUCAGUACUCACCAAAGAUCUCACUCCAGAUGUAAUUGAAGCGUUCAGAAAUGCCGGUUUGGAUCCCCAAGAUGCUCUGGAGCUAGAACUAUUCAUGGAUGAUGCAGAUGAUUAUGACAGUGGCGAGGAGGAAUACUACGUCGAGCCUGAUGAAGGAUACUGGCAUGGUGGUGACUCCGAAACUAUACAGGAGAGAAUUGCACAGGAGCUCGAGAGAAAAGAGGCCCAGGCGAAACCUGUUCCUCGUGAGACCGUUACUCCCAGAAAACCAGCCCUGAAGACUUCUGCUUCCCCCAAACUGAACAAGUCUGUCUCUUUCAGUGACGAACUUGAUAUCAAAAACGUCGAGAACAUAUCCUGUCCCUAUUACAAUGGUACUGGAGCAACUACAUUCAGCAUCAUGCAGAAUUGGCUACGUUCCAGAAACCCGGACGAGGAUGAUGAAGAUGAGGAUGAGGGAACCGAGGAAACCGAGGAUAUAGAAGAGAUCUUCGGGGACGAGAUUGACUUGAACUCGUUGAUGAGCCCUGUGGAGUCCCUUGAUACAAAAGCCACGACCGAGCCUCUGGCGAUCGCUUCCAAGCCAAAAGUUUCACGUUUCAAGCAAUCAAGGCAGUCAAUUGAGGGUCAUGGCUUAGAGUUUUCCAAUGGAGAUAUCUUGGAGCAUGUGGAAGACUCGUCUGUUGUUGACGUCGCGAUGGCCGAUACCAUAGUGGAACAUCCAGUGGGUGACAUAAUUGAGCGAUUCGACAUUGGACAAGCCCUAAAUGUGGACAGAGGUUUGAAUAAUACUCGUUCCAGUCUGCCCACAAAGUCCCCAGAGGCCCCUGUGAUUAUUCCGGUUCCCAAGGACGAGAUUGCACUUUUUGAGCCUGAGGUUGUAGACCAAACCCCAGACGAGGCCGAGGACGAAGAAAGAAGGAAGAUGUUUGAGGAAUACACUAGAGGUGUAUAUGACGAUGAUAUACCUUCAAUCAACAAGCAAACUGUGAUAGAAGAGCUGGACGACUUUGAAAAAGUUAACAAGCUAAUAGAGGAAAGUGAUGCUGCAGCUCGGGUCGAGGAGCUUGGAAAGGAGUUCGAAGAUGAAGAGACUCAUGACGAUAAUGAUGUCAUGGAGGACGAAAUUGUCGAGCAUUUUGAAGACACGAUCAUUUCAGACGACGAGGAAGAUGACAUUGAGGUUUCCAUGUUAAUGCAAGAUGUCUCCAAUUCUUACCACUCUCUGCGAAGAAAGAUUGUGCUUCAACAGGGUGGUUAUAAGGAGACAGACGAGGAAUUAGAGAAGGAGCCCAUUGAUGAAUUUGGCAAUCCUAUCAAAGUUAGUCGCUUCAGAGCUGCAUUAUUGGGAGCCCAAAGGAACAGGGUCUGA